Globicephala melas (long-finned pilot whale) is the source of this 611-nucleotide messenger RNA. Its product is annotated as galectin-10-like. Gene Ontology annotation, molecular function: carbohydrate binding. NCBI's taxonomy places the organism in Eukaryota, Metazoa, Chordata, Mammalia, Artiodactyla, Delphinidae. The record is from RefSeq and is a predicted model, not a curated record.
CUCCAUCACACAAAAACUGGGAUCUACUCACCCAGAGGGACACAGAAGAUCUGCCUUGAUCUUCACCGUGUAACCCACAGUAAGGGAAACAGACUGCCAGUAGGGGUUCGGCUAUGGAAGAGACGGAUACAUGGGUCCUGUACACAUGGCGUGUGUCCUUGUCUAUGGGUUCUUCAGUGACAAUCAGAGGGAAACCUGACAUAUCUUUCAGCAAGAACACAGAAAUGCAGGUGGAUUUCCACACUGGGACUGACGAGAACUCAGACGUUGCCUUCCAUUUCCAAGUGUACUUUGGCAUAUCUGUGAAGAUAAACAACCGUCAGAAUAGGAGCUGGAACUGUGAGGUGGCAUCCUCUGGAAUGCCCUUUGUGGAUGGCCAACCAUUUGAACUGCACAUCUCGGUGCUGCAAAAUGAGUACCAGGGGCUUCCAUGGUGGCGCAGUGGUUGAGAAUCUGCCUGCUAAUGCAGGGGACACGGGUUCGAGCCCUGGUCUGAGAAGAUCCCACAUGCUGUGGAGCAACUAGGUCCGUGAGCCACAACUACUGAGCCUGCGCGUCUGGAGCUUGUGCUCCGCAACAAGAGAGGCCGCGACAGUGAGAGGCCCGCGCAC